AUGAUCCGUUCAAAAGAAUCGAAUUUCCUCAGAGGUGGUUUGUGCAGCGCAUUGAAAAUUCUGGAACACACACCAAUUUACGAAGAGGGUGAAGAAGCGUACACAAAAGCCAUACAGGAGGCUGAAAAGUUGGAUAUUCAGCUCAACAAAGACCAUGAAGCGCUGCUCGAGUUUGUUGAAGAUGUGCCUCAGGGUGUAUCUUUUCACCUGGAAAAGUUACUGAAGCUGUAUGAAGAGCGAUGUGCCGUUUCAAAUGUCACUGGAUCCUACGCUGAUAUAAUUGCCAAACUUCGUGACCGUCGCCCGGGAACAAUAGACUCAGAAGAAUGCGAUGGAGCAUUGUCAUCAAAUACUGAAGGCGAACAAGAAAUGAGAGUAGUCGAAGUAGUUCGAAAAUUGCGGGAUCCUCUUGGUGGUGGACAAAUCCGAGAUCCAGUCAAGAGUAAAGACUGCGGUCACGUAUAUGAUCGUAAAACUCUUCUAGAAUACAUUCGAAGCAGUAGGGCUCGUCGAGCAAUGUUCUAUCAAUGUCCAUAUAGUUUAUGCACAAACAAGAAGAAUAUGAACAUGGAUGAUAUGAUCGAUUGCCCUGAGUAUUUGGCUGCGUAA
This is a messenger RNA of Haemonchus placei, 609 nucleotides long. Lineage: Eukaryota; Metazoa; Nematoda; Chromadorea; Rhabditida; Trichostrongylidae. The record is from the annotation of a GenBank genome assembly.